Trametes versicolor FP-101664 SS1 is the source of this 1242-nucleotide messenger RNA. RefSeq names its product Pkinase-domain-containing protein. Gene Ontology annotation, molecular function: ATP binding; protein serine/threonine kinase activity. Bases 1 to 1242 code for a protein of 413 amino acids. Gene Ontology annotation, biological process: protein phosphorylation; intracellular monoatomic cation homeostasis; intracellular signal transduction. The record is from RefSeq and is a predicted model, not a curated record. Lineage: Eukaryota; Fungi; Basidiomycota; Agaricomycetes; Polyporales; Polyporaceae. The transcript is spliced from 4 exons.
AUGUCCGCUGGGGUCUCAGGGGGCAAAAUCACCGCGCCUGUCAAACAGCCGACGUCCAAGGUUGCGCCGAAGAAGGAACUUCCUCCUCCCACGGCCCCGCGGAUAUCGCCGACUCUCUCCGCAGGAGAUGAGAAGUCCUCUCGCAAGGGCCCACCCUCCGUCCACUCCGACAGCGGCGGUCAGAAGUUCACACUCAAGGACCUGCUCGGCGCCCCCAAGCUCGUCCGUCGCUCCUCGGCCCGCUCCAACGCCAGCAGCAAAAAGUCCAAUUCAGAUCGCGAUGGGCGCUCGGACGCCGGGAGCACCGUGAGCCUGCUGAAGAAGUAUGGCGUAUGCGAGAAGGUGGCGAUCGGGAAGGGAGCGACCUCCGUCGUCCGCUUGGCCCACAAGUGGGAUCGCUCGGAGGAGAAGCUCUACGCUGUCAAGGAGUUCCGGAAGCGGAGAAAGAACGAGACGGAGAAGGAGUAUGUCAAGAAGCUCACCGCGGAGUUCUGCAUCUCGUCGACGUUGCAUCAUAUCAACAUCGUCGAGACUGUCGACCUCGUCCAGGACGAGGCCCAGCACUGGUGCGAAGUCAUGGAGUUCUGUCCCGGAGGCGACCUAUAUGCGGCGAUCAAGCGCGGUGGCAUGUCCCCGAGCGAGGUCGAGUGCUGCUUCAAGCAGAUCUUGACCGGUGUCUCCUACCUUCAUAGUCAAGGUGUGGCUCAUCGCGAUAUCAAGCCGGAGAACCUGUUCUUCGAUAUGCAGGGCCACUUGAAGAUUGGAGAUUACGGCGCAUCGACCGUGUACCGCCUCCCUUGGGAGUCGACCAUACACAUGUCUACGGGGCUCUGCGGCAGCGAGCCAUACAUCGCCCCAGAGCAGUUCCUGGGCAAACCCUAUGACGCCCGGCUGGUCGACAUCUGGGCGUGCGGCAUCGUGUACUACUGCCUGCACUUCCAGGAGCUCCCGUGGACGGUCGCGCAGCCGACCGAUCAGCUCUUCUCGGCGUAUGUUGCCGCAUGCAAUACCCCGUCGCAGUCGGCGUGCCCUCCUACGAUCAACAACCUCUCCCCGCGCGCGUGCAGACCGCUCAUCCGGAAGAUGCUCGAGCCCAAUCCGAAGCUGCGUUCGCUCAUCGAGGACGUAAUCAAGCACCCUUGGAUUCAGGGCAUCGAGGUCUGCCACCUGGCGGAGAAGGCGACGCACAAGCACAGCAACGCGGCGUUGAUGCAGACUGCGCCGGUGUCGUACGUGUCUUGA